Molecule: messenger RNA, 1375 nt
Organism: Epinephelus fuscoguttatus (brown-marbled grouper)
Lineage: Eukaryota; Metazoa; Chordata; Actinopteri; Perciformes; Serranidae
Product: C-type mannose receptor 2-like
Exons: 9
Coding region: 104-1375 (423 amino acids)
Source: RefSeq, a predicted model, not a curated record
AUUUUAGUCUUCAUCAGCACACAAGGAGAGACACCAGAGUGAAGCGGCUGAGAGGACAACAGAAGAUCACACUGAAAUAUCAGUUUCAUCUAACAGAGCAAAGAUGCAGUGGAGUCUGUUUCUGCUCCUUCUGAUGGGUCAGUGUUCCUUCUUCAUGUGUCACCUCCAUGAGUACCACUUUGUUGAAGAGAAGAAGAACUGGACUGAAGCCCAGCAGUACUGCAGAGAGCAUCACACUGACCUGGCCACAGUGUCUGACAUGACAGACAUGGAGAGACUCCGUGACUCUGCACAGAAUCAAGAUGGAGCCUGGAUUGGGCUUUACAGCACCGCAGGAGAAGACAACAGGAUGUGGCACUGGUCUCUGCCAGGAGUGGAGUUCAAUGACACUAAUACAAAAUGGGCUCCAGGUGAACCAGAUGAUAUUGACUUUCCUGCAAACUGUGUGUGUAUACGUAAUAACUUAUGGUGGGACUCCCAUUGUUCAAGGCAUAAGCAUGCCUUCAUCUGCUACGAUGAAAGGAGGCAAUCCAACAAGACAUUCCAUCUGAUUGAAGACAAGAUUAAGACCUGGCCACAGGCUCAGAACUACUGCAGAAAACGUCACACUGACCUGGUCAGUGGAGACCAACAGUUAGAGGACGACGAAUUCAAGAGAGAGUAUAAGUCAGACAACUGGGUGUGGAUCGGCCUGUUCAGAGACUCCUGGAGGUGGUCAGAUGGGAGCAGUUUCUCUUUCAGAUAUGGGGGUCCACAGUUUAAUGAUGACUCAGGCAGUGAGAGAUGUGCUGUGACUAUGCUGAAUGAUGGAGGCAGAUGGAGGGAUGAAGACUGUGAUGAGACAAAACCCUUCUUCUGCUAUGGCGAGCCAACCACAAAGAAAGGAACAACAGCAGGUCCCUCAUCAUCCACUGUUACUGAGGACAAGACACAAGGAACAACCACAAAGAAAGGAACAACAGCAGGUCCCUCAUCAUCCACUGUUACUGAGGACAAGACACAAGAUAAAAUGAUCCUGAUCAAGGAGAACAUGACCUGGGAGGACGCCUUAUAUUACUGCGAAGAGAAACACCAUGACCUGGUCUCCAUCACCAACCCUGACGAGCAGAAACAGGUCCAAGAGAAAGCCAAGAAGGCCAACAGUCCCUACGUCUGGCUGGGACUGCGCUACACCUGCACUCUGGGUUUCUGGUUCUGGAUCGAUGACAAGAUGGUCACCUAUAAGAACUGGGACACAGAUGUACCAGCAGAUGACUGUGACAUGUCUGGAGCCAUGGACAGAGGAGGAGAACAUAAGUGGUUCAAAAAGAAUGACAAUGAGAAGUUUAAUUUCAUCUGUUCUACGUGCCAAACCCUCUAUACUCACUGGUACUGA